AUGUCCCUCCAAUACUCCAUUCAACGUAUCCCCACCCACUCCCACUCCCAUUCCACAGACCCCACCCUCCUCCUCUUCCUCGCCGGCAAAUUUUCCGCCCUCCGUCUCUCCGCUCUCCUCGAAUCCCCUGAAUCCUUCGCCUCCACCUUCGAGAAGGAAUACCAAUUCAGCUCCUCCACCUGGCUAACACGUCUCUCACGUCCUAAAUUCCACUACUUCAUCGCGACCGCCCAUUCCCACUCCCCAUCCACGCCACUUUCAUCCCAAACCCUCGAAACUGGUGUUUUCGUCGGCAGCGUGCAACUCUUCGGACCCCAUCCCUCAUCAUUUUUCACUCUCCCAUUAAGUGGAGCUCCACCCCCUCUACCCGAUACCGAGGAAUCCAAAUAUCAAAUGACGGCGCUAUACAGCUCGCCCUCACAUCGCGGGAAAGGCCUCGCUAAAAUGUUAAUUCAGGAGGGAGUAGAGACAGCGAAGCAAGAAGCGAAGGAAAAGGGGAUAGAAAAAGUGAGGGUACGAAUUUUUAUUGGUCGAGGGAAUUUGACGGUGAGGAAGUUGUAUCUCAGUGUUGGGUUUGUGGAGACGGGUUUAUGUACGUUGGCUGAGGCGGUAGUGCAAAAUGGUGAUGCGGAAAUUUUACCAGAGGAUGGUGGAUCUGGAGAUCCCGAGAAGUGGUUGAAGAGGGUGGCGUUGGUUAUGGAGUGGUUUGGGUAG
This is a messenger RNA of Sclerotinia sclerotiorum 1980 UF-70, 714 nucleotides long. RefSeq lists its product with no specific name. The transcript has a single exon. NCBI's taxonomy places the organism in Eukaryota, Fungi, Ascomycota, Leotiomycetes, Helotiales, Sclerotiniaceae. The record is from RefSeq and is a predicted model, not a curated record. The coding region runs from base 1 to 714 and encodes 237 amino acids. Gene Ontology annotation, molecular function: N-acetyltransferase activity.